This is a messenger RNA of Gossypium raimondii (Peruvian cotton), 1008 nucleotides long. RefSeq names its product putative F-box protein At5g60060. Bases 1 to 1008 code for a protein of 335 amino acids. NCBI's taxonomy places the organism in Eukaryota, Viridiplantae, Streptophyta, Magnoliopsida, Malvales, Malvaceae. The transcript has 3 exons. The record is from RefSeq and is a predicted model, not a curated record.
AUGAAUUCAGAUUGGGCAGGACUACCUAAUGAGCUUGUUGAUUUGAUAUUACAAAGCAUCAAAGACAACAAGCUUCUUCCCUUGCCAUUUCAAGUACCAUCUGUUGACCGAUUUGUCGGCUCUUCCAACGGAUGGUUAGUCACCGUGGACGACGAUUUAGUUGUUCGUUUACUCAACCCACUGUGUUUGGUCCCCGGGAAACAAAUUGGUUGUGAUCCAAAUACUUACAUUACUCUUCCACCGUUGGAUCCACCAUGUAGUAAUUUUGAUUACAUUCGCAAGGUUGUACUUUCUGCUAAUCCAACAUCAAGCCCCGACGAUUACAUGGUCAUGGCCAUAUUUCGUGCCGAUCAUCACGUAGCAUAUAUUAAACCAAGCAAAGAAAAAAAAUGGACUUACGUUAACCAUAAUUGGGGCGUACUUCAUGAUCUUAUAUACUACCGGGAUAACUUUUGUGCAGUUGAUUAUAAGGGUGAAGUUAUUUAUUUUAACGAGGUUGAUGGAUCGUUUUCCAAAUAUUUGCCUAUAAAUCACACGGUAGAACUAGAAAAUUUCGAAACAAAAUAUAUUGUGGAGUCACCUACAGGGGAACUAUUGCUGGUUGAAGUAAUAAAGAGGUGGGAUUGGCAUGGGGGAUAUAAUUACACAAGAGGAGUCGGAGUUUGCAAUCUGAAGUUAGAUUCAGAAGAAUGGGAAUGGAGGGAGAUGAAAAGCAUAGAAGACUGUGCUUUGUUUGUGGGUGACAGCAGCUCAUUAUCUGUGGUGGCAUCCGAUUUUUGUGGAUGUCAACCAAAUUGCAUAUACUUAAUAGAUGACUACGAGGCCUUUUUAUAUGCAUCAAUGGCUCCAAAUGGUUCGUAUGCAUUGAAGAGUACCAAAAAUGUGGGUGUAUAUAAUAUGGAGACUAGAAGCUUUACUCCUUAUGACACCGCCAAGGAUGAUGUGUGGUUGGCUGAUACAGCAAAACUUGGGAUUGUUCCCUCUUUCGUAGUUUAUAAGCCUGCCUGA